AUGCUACAUAUCUAUGUGACUUGUGGUUCACGGAAAUCAGGGACAGAUAAGAAGUGGGUUUUUGUGGCUGAUGGAGAAAAACGAGCUAGGUUAGUUGCUGUUGAAUCAAAUACGACUCUCGCAGAGUUAGAAACAAUGGUUCUAGAAGACUAUGGAGUAGUCGAUCACAAAGCUGAGUUUAGUUAUCUACCGAGUGAUUUGAUUGAUACUGUAGGCUCUCCACCAGUGAGUAUCGCUAAUGAUCGUCAGCUCAAAAAUUUUGUUGGGUACUCUAGGAAUAAAACCUCGGUAAAUCUGUGUGUGACAUUCACUGCGUACGCUGAACAUCCUGAGAUUCCGAUUAACAUCGAAUUGAUGAUGAAAGCCUCUGAUUCAAGCUGUAUUAAAAACGACCAGGUUGUGAAGUCAGACGAUGAUGAUAUUAGAGGCAUUGGCCAUAAAGUUGAGGAAGAGUUUGAUGAACCCGUUAUGGUUGAGAAAAAAGUUGAUGGUGAGCAAAACGUUCGGCUUAACUUGCUUGAUGUCGUAAAGAAAGAUCAAAUUUUUAGAAGCAAAACAGAGUUGAAGGCUUUUUUGGAAAUUUCUGCGAUGAAGUAUAAUUUUGACUACAACGUACUGGAAUCAACCAAACAUGUGUGGUGUAUCCGCUGCAAAGAGAAGUCAUGCAACUGGCGUAUUCGUGCACAGUGUCUUGAAGGGUCAGAGUAUUUCAGAAUCAACAAGUAUGUCGCUCAACAUACAUGCGCUCCUUCUAAUAAAGACGUAGUCGGUAGGACAGCUUCAGCAAAAACUAUUGGUAAUCUGAUUAAGAAUAAGUUUGAGGGUGCUAAUGCAGGACCUAGCCCUAGAGAAAUAAUUCAUUUUAUUCGUACAGAGCAUGGAUGUGACAUCUCUUAUGACCAUGCUUGGGAAGCACGUGAGUAUGCGAUUAGUAUUGUUCGAGGCAUUCCCGGGAAAAGCUAUGCCAAAAUUCCUAAAUAUUUGCACAUGCUGAAAGAAGCGAAUCCAGGAAUCCAUACGCAGUAUGAAACUGACAUUACUGGACGUUUCAAGUUUCUGUUCCUCUCUUUCGGUCAAUCAGUACGAGGUUUUUACAAAGCUAUUCGCAGAGUGAUUGUUGUGGAUGGGACAUUUUUGAAAAAUAAAUAUAAAAGAGUUUUGCUCGUUGCUACAGCAUUAGAUGGCAACUCGAACUUAUAUCCGAUCGCAUUUGGGGUUGUCGAUUCAGAGAACGACCUGUCUUGGGAGUGGUUUAUGAGGCAACUAAAAGUUGUCAUUGCGGAUAAGGUGCGUUUGGCUUUUGUGUCAGAUAGAAAUGUUUCUGUAAUUAAAGCACUUGAGAAAGUGUACCCACAAUCUAGCCAUGGUAUCUGGAUCCACCACUUGCUGAAUAAUGUGAUAACAUUUUUCAAGACACAGGGUUUGACUGGUUUGAUUGCGAAGGCUUCUAAAGAGUACAGAGUUUCUGCUUUUGAUACCAAGUUUGCUGCCAUUUGUUCUAUUAGUCCAGCUGUUGGAAAGUAUCUUCAGGACGCUGGUGUUGAGAAAUGGGCACGAUGCAAAUUCCCCGGAUUUAGCUCAAAGCAUCAGGCUCCUCUAACAGUUGAGGUUGAGACGAAGAUCGAGAGAAGGAUUGAUAAGGGUAAACCAUUCAUUGUUUACCCAGUUAGCCAGGAUCGAUUUUUGGUCAAAGGUGACAAAUAUGACUGUCUUGUUGAUUUGGACAGAAGAACUUGUUCAUGUGGCAAGUACGACUUGCUUAAAAUUCCGUGUCGGCAUGCAAUUAAAGCAGCGUUUUCUGUGAACCAGCAGAUACACAUUCUCACCGAUCAUUAUUACACUACUGAGGCAUGGAGAACAGCUUAUGAGGAAUGCAUUAAUCCAAUUGCAGGUCCAGAGGAUGAUUGGUGUGUCCCUGAUCAUGUUGAACAUGCCAAAGUUGUAGAACCGGAAUCACGACGAGCAGCAGGACGCAGGAAAAAACGACGAUAUGAAAGUGUGGAAGACAAGAUACGAGCGUCCCAAGGAUCACAACGGUCUAAGAAGCACAAGUGCAGUCGCUGUGGUAUCGAAGGACAUAAGAGAGGGACAUGUGACAUGCCAAUAUAG
Molecule: messenger RNA, 2109 nt
Organism: Eutrema salsugineum
Lineage: Eukaryota; Viridiplantae; Streptophyta; Magnoliopsida; Brassicales; Brassicaceae
Exons: 2
Coding region: 1-2109 (702 amino acids)
Molecular function (GO): zinc ion binding
Source: RefSeq, a predicted model, not a curated record